Messenger RNA from Mucor mucedo, 1071 nucleotides. RefSeq names its product S-adenosyl-L-methionine-dependent methyltransferase. NCBI's taxonomy places the organism in Eukaryota, Fungi, Mucoromycota, Mucoromycetes, Mucorales, Mucoraceae. Gene Ontology annotation, molecular function: methyltransferase activity. The record is from RefSeq and is a predicted model, not a curated record. The coding region runs from base 1 to 1071 and encodes 356 amino acids. The transcript has 3 exons.
AUGUUAGUCACAGAGAAACAACUAGUAAAGAAACCAUCUAUCCAGUCGCUAGAUUCAUUUCCGUUAUCUAAUCACCACUCCAUAAAAAAUUUCGCCAAAUCCAUCAUUUUAUCCAUCGCUGAUUCCGGUGUGAGUUUGAGUCGAUCUGGAUCUAUCAUGAACAGCUCUACCAGUUCACGCAAACCAUCUGUUGAUAAUAUCACUUGUGAUAUGUUAUCCAGCAAUGACAAUGAAGAAACCAAUCGUAUGGUGGCCCAGCAUUAUAUUUUACGCAGCGCCUUUGACGGCGUCGAUUUUUCCGCACCUAUCAAUAAAUUAUUAUCUGAAGAUGAUACGGUCGUUUUAGAUGUCGGAUGCGGAUCCGGAACUUGGACUAUGGAAACAGCAACUCGUUUCCCACAUGCCCAGUUCAUCGGUAUCGACAAGAAGCCUUUAUUUCCUCAGUAUAUCAAGCCGAGAAAUUGUAAAUUUAAAUUGUUUGAGAUUACAGAUAAUGUUCAACAAGUCAAAUUACCUUUCGAUGAUGCUUCUGUGGAUUUCAUAUUUCAACGAGACUUAAAUUGGGGAUUGACAGAAGCCACUUGGUUACCACUUGUGACGGAAUAUUUUCGAAUCUUAAAGCCAGGUGGAUGGAUCGAGUUAGUAGAGCCAGACUAUGAAACCUACAGUGGUUCAUCCCGUGAAGACUUAUUAAUUAAUAAAAUGAUUGACUCUUUUUAUUUACGCCGACAAGACCCCUUUGUCUCUAAAAGGCUUUCUUCUUACAUGGCUACUGUCGGAUUUCGAGGAAUUCAAAGCGACUUUAAAUCAAUACCGUUAGGAUGGGGUUUCCAAAAACUCUUUCACGGAAAGAAACAAAGAACUACACUUCGAUGUUCAGAGUAUGCAAGAGCAGCAGCCAACAGCCGACUUGAAUUGUUACAAUCAUUGCAGCCAUGGUUUUCACGUGAAAAGAAUAUUAGCAAAUCGAAAUAUGAAACCUUGCUUGGUCAAUUACCUGAUCAAUGGUAUAAAUCUAAAGCAUACACAAACUGGCACAGAACUACUGCUCAAAAGCGAUUUUUUAACUGA